CUUAAAUCUGAAAAAAAAAAAUUGCUUAUAUUGUAGGGGUUUAAUCAAAACGUAUUGCAAAGCCAAUUUUGUUGAGAUUAUCUUGGUUUCUCUGCUUCAAAGAUAUCGGAUGGCUGAAUCAGAGUUGCAGCAUGAAACUUCCCAUCUUGCACAUGUAAUACGUGAUAUGGAAAAAGAUUUUGAGUUUGCAAUAGGGAUGAUUUUUUCAAAUGAAGUUGAAGCAUAUCAUAAGUAUGUGGCCUAUGCAAUUGGCAAAGGAUUUGGAGUGAGGAAGGAAAAUUUGUCUAGAAAUAGGAAAGGAGAAAUUACUCGACGUACUUUUGUGUGUAAUUGUGAGGGGUAUUCUGUUGGCUCUUCCGAUCAAGAAAAGAAAUUUGAGAGAUAUGAAGUUAGAUGUGGUUGUCUUGUUCGUAUCAAAUUUAAGGUUGAUAAUGGUGUGUAUGAAGUCAUGGAGUAUGUUUCCGACCAUAAUCAUGCAUUUGUCCCGGAUGAUCAAAAGCAUUUGAUUAGAUGUGGAAGAAUGAUAUCCGAUCCUUACAAAGAUGCUUUAGUCGACAUGAUUUCAGCUGGUGUUGGGGGGACUACGGCAUAUAAGGUUUUAGCAAAUAGAGCUGGAGGGAGCAAAAACUUGGGUUUCAUCUUGCGUGAUAGUCAAAAUAUGAUACAGACGGAAAGAUCCAAUGCUAUAAGUGGGGAGAUUGUCAAAGUCUUCUAA
Molecule: messenger RNA, 715 nt
Organism: Rhodamnia argentea
Lineage: Eukaryota; Viridiplantae; Streptophyta; Magnoliopsida; Myrtales; Myrtaceae
Product: protein FAR1-RELATED SEQUENCE 5-like
Exons: 2
Coding region: 110-715 (201 amino acids)
Source: RefSeq, a predicted model, not a curated record